AGCUUUUUUCAGAGUUUCGCUUGGCUCAAGGCUGCUGUUUUUAAACUUUGAAAACAACUUAGUACCUACAACAAGUAUAUUUUUAAUUAUUUCUAUGAAUUUUAAGAGAAAUGAUUAACAACAGAAAGUACUACUGACGGUGUUUUCAUCUUAAUAUUGCUAUUUAAAUUUAUUUAGUCUCAUAUUUUAAUGUAUAAUGAAUAAACGAAUGAAUAACGCAUAUAAUGACCAGAGUCAGAAAAGGGUGAAGAGAGAGUGUACAUAUGGAGAGAAAUGUUACAGAUUAAACCCGGCACACUUCAGAGAGUUUGCACAUCCACAUUGUAAGAAUUAUUAUCAACAAAUUCUAUUUCUUAAAUGGAAGCAAUUCUGCAGAAGUACUCUGGUGAUGGAGACUUUGAAAUUCCAAGCGAACUGAGCUUGCAGCGUAGCAUGAUAGUAGACCAGCUCACUGUUAUGGUCGAGAAGAAGCUCUACACCCCUAUUAGUGAUGAAAGGGAAAUAAAAAACGAAACGUCAAAUGAGAACGCUAAUAUCGCAAACGAUGAAGACACAACAGUAGCGACGAGCAGCAAGGAGACCGUACAGACGAAAAUUGACGCGAAACAGCAGACUGGAGAUAAAUGUUAUGUUGCCAGCGCGAGAAGGGAAAAGUCACCCAAAAUGGAAGCAGUAAGAGAUUCCGACUACCGCCCCAUUAUCCCGCCGACUCGCAAGCUGGAGGAGUUCUUCAAAGUGGUACCUCCGAAGGGCCAGAUGUCGGAGAAGCACGACAGGAGCGCGCCCUUCCACAUCUUCUACACUACGAUCACGGACGCCAGGGAGACGCACUCACAGCCCUACUCCAUCACGUUGCAUGAGAUCUUAGACCGCAGCCUGGGCGAGCUCCAGUGUUCGCUGCAGAUCAACUUCAUGGUGGACGCGAGCUGGCUACUGGCUCACUACUACUUCGCAGGCUAUAGCGGUAAGAAGCUGACGAUCCUGUACGGAGACGACGCCCUGGACCUUCGGGACAUCAACCAGAAGAAACCCAACGUGACGGCGCAUUACGUCACCAUGGCCACGCCCUUCGGGAAACACCACACCAAGAUGAUGAUACUCUGCUACGAGGACGGCUCCCUGAGGGUAGUUGUGUCCACUGCCAACCUGUACUCUGACGACUGGGAGAACAGGACCCAAGGCUUGUGGAUGAGUCCCCGCUGCCCCGCGCUUGCGGCGGGGGCUAUGCCCCACGACGGCGAGUCCCCGACUAUGUUCAAGCGUGGCCUGCUGCGGUACCUGGCGCACUACCACCUACCCCACCUGACCUUCUACAUGGAGCGAGUCAAGCGCUGCGACUUCUCGCACAUCAAUGUAUUCCUGGUGUGCUCGGUGCCCGGCUCCCACUCGGACAUGGAGUGGGGCCUGACCCGCGCCGGCAGUCUGCUGCGUCAGCACUGCUGCGUGCCGGCGGCAGACCACACUCGCUGGCCGCUCCUCGCGCAGGCCAGCAGCCUGGGCAGCUACGGCAGCGAGCCCAAGUUGUGGCUGACGGGAGACUUCCUGCACCACUUCACCAAGAUCAAGGAUCACCCGCAGGCGUUAAGCGCUCCGCCACCAAUCAAGCUCAUAUAUCCAUCACUAGAGAACGUGCGUGCGUCUCACGACGGGCUGCUAGGCGGCGGGUGCCUGCCAUACGCCGCGGCCGCGCACUCCAAACAGACCUGGCUCACACAGUUCCUCUACCAAUGGAAAGCCAAACACACGCACCGCGACAAGGCCAUGCCGCACAUUAAGUCGUACACUCGAGUGUCCCCCGACAACAAGAUGGCCGCCUUCUAUCUACUGACGUCCGGCAACGUGAGCAAGGCGGCCUGGGGCUCCAUCAACAAGGGCAACCGGGCGCUCCGCAUCAUGAGCUACGAGGCGGGGGUUCUAUUUUUGCCCCGGUUUGUGAUAAACGAAGAUUUUUUCCCGCUAUCAGAAGGCGCUCCCAACCGCCUGAUCAUCCCAUACGACCUGCCCCCUACCAAAUACACAAACGAAAUGUCGCCCUGGGUGUCCGACUAUCUGAUGUAACUGGACUUCGAACAUAGGAUCCUUCAUUGGUGCUGAUUAGUGGUACAAGGUCUUCCUCAUCGAACAGCACAUUAUAUUGUUGUGUCUGUUUGUAUGUAGUGACAGUAACUGCAGUACAACUUAAUGCAGCCCUUAUACCUUCAGUUAUCUUGCGGCUUCUAUACAGUUCAGUACAUCUGUGUGACUAAUUAGUGACGUUUAUUGUUGACUACAUUAUAACUUUCUCAUACAGCUUUAAUAUAGUGACUUCAGGAUCAUAAUUUUAGUGAUUUAAAAAGAAAUAUGACGUCAUAGUACAUGAAGGUGAAGAGUGUUAAAAUGGCUGUAUUGUCCCCAGUGGUUGGCUGUUUAUAACAACUCAAAAAUAAAUUAUGAGUUACUUUCGUUUCUGUUUUUAUAAUUAUAUAGUCAAUUAAGAAAAUAUAUGUAUGUUACCAUAUUACACCGGCUUCAUAACAAUGUUGUUGUGUUUUCAGAUGGUGAAGUGUUAUAGUAAACUGUGAGGUUAUUGUUAAUUGUUGUACUUAAUAAAUGAAUAAUAUAAAUCUUGGUAAUAAAAGUAUUUUUGUAUAAUUGUA
Leptidea sinapis is the source of this 2636-nucleotide messenger RNA. RefSeq names its product probable tyrosyl-DNA phosphodiesterase (gene gkt). Gene Ontology annotation, molecular function: 3'-tyrosyl-DNA phosphodiesterase activity; double-stranded DNA binding; single-stranded DNA binding. The coding region runs from base 358 to 2058 and encodes 566 amino acids. The transcript is spliced from 14 exons. Gene Ontology annotation, cellular component: nucleus. NCBI's taxonomy places the organism in Eukaryota, Metazoa, Arthropoda, Insecta, Lepidoptera, Pieridae. The record is from RefSeq and is a predicted model, not a curated record. Gene Ontology annotation, biological process: double-strand break repair; single strand break repair.